AUGGCUUCAACAAGAAUUUGUUUAUGGCUUAUAUAUAUGAAUAUUACGCACUCGGUUGGAGAAAAUACACAUUCAAUUCUAAUGUCUUUAAUCACUGGUUCAAAAUUUGAAUCUGCUAAUACAACUUCUUUACUAUUCGCUAACAUCACUACGUCGACUAUUAUGAAGUGUCAAAUGGCUUGUUUAGCCCAAGUUUAUUGUAGAGCAGCCAGUUUUCAUCAAUCAACUUCUAAUUGUGAAUUAUUUACUGAUAUGUCAAAUGAAACUGCAAAUAUGCAGACUGAUACCGACAUUACUACUAUGAUUGUUAUUGCUGGAACACGAUCUCCACCUGGACCGACUAUAACAACAGCAACAACAAUAUCAUCAUCAUCACCAUCAUUAUCAUCAUCAACAGCAUCAACAACAAGAUCAACAACAACUAAAACAUCAACAACAACAUCAACAACAACAACAACAGUAUGUACUGUAUCUUCUCAAUCGACAUGGUCACAAACUGCUACUACUAUAUUUGGCAGCCAAGCGGGGACAUCUGGUUCUACCCUUUCACUUCUUAAUUCUCCAGUUGGAAUGUAUUAUGACCAACCUAAUAAUCGAUUAAUCGUUGCUGAUACGGGAAAUUAUCGUAUUCUACAAAUUUCUCUCAAUAAUCCACCUGCAGUUGCAACAGUAGUUGCUGGAAGUAAUGGUCAGGGUUGCAACAUGAAUCAGUUUAAUCUUCCUUCUGGAGUAGGUCGUGAUAGUUCUGGACCGACUUUAACAACAGCAACAACAACAUCAUUAUCAUCAUCAACAACAUCAACAACAACGUCAACAACAACUAAAACAUCAACAACAACAACAACAACAACAACAACAGUAUGUACUGUAUCUUCUCAAUCGACCUGGUCACAAACUGCUACUACUAUAUUUGGCAGCCAAGCGGGGACAUCUGGUUCUACCCUUUCACUUCUUAAUUCUCCAGUUGGAAUGUAUUAUGACCAAACUAAUAAUAAAUUAAUCGUUGCUGAUACGGGAAAUUAUCGUAUUCUACAAGUUUCUCUCAAUAAUCCACCUGCAGUUGCAACAGUAAUUGCUGGAAGUAAUGGCCAAGGUUGCAACAUGAAUCAGUUUAAUAAUGCUGGUGGAGUAGCUCGUGACAGCUCUGGUAAAUUGUACGUAGCAGAUUACGCUUGCAACCAGUUCGUCAGAUUUCCACCAAAUUCGACUUCGACGACAUCGGGAACACUUUUAGCUUCUUUCACUGAAGCAACAAUUAUAUCUGUAAAUGCAUUGACUAAUGAUAUCUAUGUAGUUAGCGCUAGUGGUAGUACAGUAUACAAGUUUGUUGGAGGUAGUGGACCAUCAGUGAUUGCAGCAGGUGGCAAUGGUAAUGGAAAUGCCUUGAAUCAACUUGCAGGACCAAAUGGUGUUUACUAUGAUUAUUCAUAUACAAAUGCAUUGUACGUUACCGAUCAAAAUAAUUAUCGUAUAAUGAAAUUUCCAUCAGGUUCAACGAAUGCAACUUAUGGAACAGUUGUCGCUGGAGGUAAUGGAGUUGGAAGUGGAGCGAAUCAGUUGCAUAGUCCAAGAUCUAUAGUGGUCGAUAGUAGUGGAACUCUCUAUAUAGCUGAUGCAGGUAACAAUCGUGUUCAACGUUGGCUAACAAAUGCGACUAGUGGAACUACAAUCGUUGGUGGUAUAUCAGGAACAGCAUCGAAUCAACUCAAUUGGCCUGAAACAGUCCUCUUUGAUAGAUAUUGUAAUCUGUUGGUUUCUGAUAGAGGAAAUAAUCGGAUACAACUUUUUAAUUCAACAACAAGCUAG
Messenger RNA from Adineta steineri, 1806 nucleotides. Lineage: Eukaryota; Metazoa; Rotifera; Eurotatoria; Adinetida; Adinetidae. The record is from the annotation of a GenBank genome assembly.